UGUGGAAAGAGCUUCAGACAUAGGAGCAGCCUUUAUAUACAUCAAAGGAUCCACACAGGAGAAAAACUAUUUGAAUGCCUGGAGAGUGGAAACAGCUUUACUGUGGGUGAACAUCUUGAAAGGCAUUGUGGAAAGAGCUUCAGACAUAGGAACAGCCUUUAUAUACAUGAAAGGAUCCACUCAGGAGAAAAACCACAUAAAUGCCUGGAGUGUGGAAAGAGCUUCAGUCAGAGGGGACACCUUUAUACCCAUCAAAGGAUCCACUCAGGAGAAAAACCACAUAAAUGCCUGGAGUGUGGAAAGAGCUUCAGUCAGAGGGUACACCUUUAUACCCAUCAAAGUAUCCACUCAGGAGAAAAACCACAUAAAUGCCUGGAGUGUGGAAAGAGCUUCAGUCAGAGGGGCACCCUUUAUACCCAUCAAAGGAUCCACUCAGGAGAAAAACCACAUAAAUGCCCGGAGUGUGGAAAGAGCUUCAGACAUAGGAGCAGCCUUUAUAUACAUCAAAGGAAUCACACAGGAGAAAAACCAUUUGAAUGCCUGGAGUGUGGAAAGAGCUUUACUGUGGGUAAACAUCUUGAAAGGCAUGUAAGAAUCCACACUGGAGAGAAACCACAUAAAUGCCUGGAGUGUGGAAAGAGCUUCAGUCAGAGGGGACACCUUUAUGUACAUCAAAGGAUCCAUUCAGGAGAAAAACUGUAUAAAUGCCUGGAGUGUGAAAUGAGUUUCAGUCAGAGGGGACAACUUUAUGUACAUCAAAGGAUCCAUUCACAUUCAGGAGAAAAACCGCAUAAAUGCCCGGCGUGUGGAAAGAGCUUCAGACAUAGGAGCAGCCUUUAUGUACAUGAAAGGAUCCACACAGGAGAAAAAACGCAUAAAUGCCUGGAUUGUGGAAAGAGUUUCAAUCAGAGGAGCAAGCUUUAUGUACAUCAAAGGAUCCACACAGGAGAAAAACCGCAUAAAUGCCUGGAGUGUGGAAAGAGUUUCAAUCAGAGGAGCAGCCUUUAUGUACAUCAAAGGAUCCAUUCAGGAGAAAAACCGCAUAAAUGCCUAGAGUGUGGAAAGAGUUUCAAUCAGAGGAGCAAGCUUUAUGUACAUCAAAGGAUCCACACAGGAGAAAAACCGCAUAAAUGCAUGGAGUGUGGAAAGAGUUUCAAUCAGAGGAGCAGCCUUUAUGUACAUCAAAGGAUCCAUUCAGGAGAAAAACCGCAUAAAUGCCUAGAGUGUGGAAAGAGUUUCAAUCAGAGGAGCAGCCUUUAUGUACAUCAAAGGAUCCAUACAGGAGAAAAACUACAUAAAUGCCUGGUGUGUGGGAAGAGCUUCAAAAAAAAGCCCUGCCUUUAUGUACAUCAAAGGAUCCAUUCAGAAGAAAAACCGUAUAAAUGCCUGGAGUGUGGAAAGAGUUUCAAUCGGAGGGAUCCCCUUUAUGAGAAACCCUAUAAAUGCCUGGAAUGUGGAAGGAGCUUCAAUAAGGCAGGAACUCUGUGUAAUCAAAGGAUCCACAGAGGAGAAAAUCCAUAUGUCUGGAGUUUGGAAGAAUCUGAGGGGCCCAAACCGGGCACAGAUGAAUUCUUUGAAAAUGUGCAUACCUCCCAAAGCGAAAAGCAUGUGGCCGAACGGGGUCCGGCUGUCAUCUACGAAGAAGAUCCGCUUCAUGUACAAGGAGAGGAACUGGCCAUAGAAAACUUCAUCAAAUAUAAAUGCCUGGAGUGUGGAAAGAGCUUCAGAGAGAAACCAUAUAAAUGCCUGGAGCGUGGAAAGAGUUUCUGUGGGAAGGGAAGUCUUUAUCAGUAUCAGUCCACUCGGGAGAAAAACAAUACAAAUACCUUGAGUGUGGAAAGAGCUUUAUUCGAAAAGCAUGUGGCCGAACGGGGCCCCACUGUCAUCUACGAAGAAGAUCCGCUUCAUGUACAAGGAGAGGAACUGGCCAUAGAAAACUUCAUCAAAGCUGGAAUAAAACAAUACAGUACCUGUGGAAAGAGCUUUAGUGUUAGGAGCAACCUUUAUGUACAUCAAAGGAUCCACAUAGGAGAAAAACUACAUAAAUGCCUGGAGUGUGGAAAGAGUUUCAGUCAGAGGAACAGAGAAAAACCGUUUAAAUGCUCACAGUGCGAAAAGAACUUCAGUCGGAGGGGCACCCUGUAUAGACAUCAAAAGAUACACUCAGGUGAAAAACCUUAUAAAUGCCGGGAGUGUGGAAAAAGCUUUGAUCGGGGGUUCAGGCUUUAUUGUGGAAAGCGCUUCAGUCAGAGGGGCACCCUGUAUAGACAUCAAAAGAUCCACUCAGGUGAAAAACCUUAUAAAUGCCUGGAGUGUGGAAAAAGCUUCAGUGGAAGGAACAGUCUUUAUGAGAAACCCUAUGAAUGCCUGGAAUGUGGGAGGAGCUUCAGCAGGGCAGGAAUUCUGUGUAAUCAAAGGAUCCACAGAGGAGAAAAUCCAUAUGUCUGGAGUUUGGAAG
Molecule: messenger RNA, 2458 nt
Organism: Protobothrops mucrosquamatus (brown spotted pit viper)
Lineage: Eukaryota; Metazoa; Chordata; Lepidosauria; Squamata; Viperidae
Product: zinc finger protein 345-like
Exons: 14
Biological process (GO): regulation of transcription by RNA polymerase II
Cellular component (GO): nucleus
Molecular function (GO): RNA polymerase II cis-regulatory region sequence-specific DNA binding; DNA-binding transcription activator activity, RNA polymerase II-specific
Source: RefSeq, a predicted model, not a curated record